AGAUAUACCUGACUCCGGUACACCGAGUCUACCUUCACUCGAUUCGCGCGAGUCCUACCAAGCGGACGUGUUUUCUCUCUCUCCCGUGUGUUGUUGUGUGCGCCUGCAGUACACUUUUGUUUAUUGCUGCAGUUUCCGACGUGGCUGUUCGCUGUUUGUUGUUGUUUUGGUUUUUAUUUCGUUUGUUUGUUUGUUUUUCUUUGCCAUCUGACCUCAACUUCUACGUGACAGAUGAUCGUCAAAGGAAUGAAGAGAAAGAGAAGAGAUUGAGGUGACAGGUGCUUUUUAUUUUUAUCUUCGUUUCUUAUUCACGACAAAGUGCUACGUUCUGAUAAAAAAUUAAUAUCAUGAAGUGAGGAAAUAUCAUCAAGAACUCUAGUGCACACAUAAAAAAAAAGGAGUAAUAAUACAUGAUCUCGACGGAAGAACUGAUAUAGAAAAGCGAUAAAUUUUUGCGCGCCCGGAAGAUCGAUUCCGCGAAUGACAACGAGCACCUCUUCUUCUACUCGCGCAUAUUUUACAUUGGCUCGAGAGCAGCGAAACACAUUGUUGUUGAGUGCAUUUACGAGCAGCCGACAGUGAGCUAGACAGCAGCAGCAGUAACAGUGGGAAAAGGACGAUUUUUCAUCUGCUAGAGAAUUUCUCGUCUCUUCUUCUUCUUCUGCCUCUUCUUCCUUGUAAUACUGCAACGAACACGAGGCGUUCGACGCAUCGCUUAUAUAUACACGCAAGAUUUUCACAUCGUCGGCAUCGGCGCGGAUAGACAGAAAAAUAGAGCUCUAUCAUCAUGUCGCUUCGUUGUCAAGCGUCGCUCAUCCUGCUCGUCGCCUGCGCUGGUCGGCUCGUCGUGCCGGCCGUGGUGCUGCCGCGACCCCCGUCCUCGCCCAACUACAUCCCGGAGUCGACGAGCGGCGGCAACGGCAACGGCGGUGGCAGCAGUCAGGAGCAGGAUCGACAGUCGAGCAGCGAUCCUGGCAAGCUGAAUUACAACGAGAAAGCUCUGUACGGCAGCAGCAGCGGCGGCUCCACGAACGUCGAGAAACCAGAUAUCCCGGACUAUAGGUAUCUGGAAAUCGAGCUACGCGACGCCGAGAACGUCGACAGCAUCGAUCUUCACGGCCUCGUCCAGGCAGUGCUCGAUGCCCAUCAGCCUCAAUCGCAGCAGCAGCAGCAGCAACAGACUCUGCCGACCGAGGAGACUACCGAGGACGAGAGCAAUCAGACCCUGCCCCAUCCCAUAGUCGUGCCCCACUCGAUCCUCGGCGUGCGCGACGUCGGACUCGGCCUGCCCGGUGCCCAGCGCCUCUUCGAGCCCGUUGUGAGACAGCAUCAUCAUUUCAGCGUGUACGAAACUGCCGCUUCCUCGGGGCUCGAGGGCUCGACGAAAAAUUUCAACGACGAGAAGCUGUAUUAUCUCAAGAGCGGCAGGCCCAAGGUCUACGUGAACUUCCGCGGCAAGAGCGGCAACUUCCGACAGGAUCUCGGCGAUUCGCGGGUCACCGUGAGAAUCGAGCCUGCAGCCUUUCUGAGAGCCACGCAGUCCUAUCACAUGGAAAAGAAGACGAAAGCGCCGAAGAAGUACGACGCUCGUCUGCACGGCUCGUCCGCGGCAACGGCCACCGAUCAACGAGUAAUCAGCAGCGGCGGCAGUCCCACGAGCACUACCACGUCGACGACGACGGCGUCCACGACGACCUCCUCGACGACGGAGAACGCGAUGACGACGUCGAGCGAGCUGCCGAAGCAGAUACCCGCGCCGCCGAGUCGCGUGCCGUCCCUGCUGCCGAUCGCCCACACGACGCCCGUGCAGAGGUACACGCUGAGAAGAAGCGAUAUCUUGCCCGGAUACGCAUUUCCCGAAUAAACAACAAAAAGAGAAUAAAAAAAAAAUAAACGAGACCCGUCGAAAUUAGGUGUAAUGACAUUGUAUUGCGAGAGAGGCAAAGAUACAAAGAUAAGUGAUAUGUAAGAUAUUUCUACCAUUUGUGUCUUGGUUUAAUUAUUUAUUUAUUUAUUUUAAUUUUUUUUUGUUUUGAUAAAUUAGACUAAGUUAAUUAUGUUAUAGCUCGAAUAAUAAAAAUGUAUAUAGUAAAACGACAGAUUGUAUCUCAAUGUGCUCGUUGUAACGUGGAUAACGAAUCGAUCCUCUAAUUCUCUUUCGAAAAAAUAACACGAUACUUUGUUCGCGAUAAAUUCAUUAAACGUCAUUUUGACUUUUAAUUAAUUUUUGACUCGACGAUUUUAUAUACUUGUAUGCUAAUUGACAUCUCGAGUGUAAAUAGCCUUUAUAAGCGAAACUGCAAUUAUGUAACGAUAAUUGGGGGGAUAAAAUGCUGUUUAUGUAAGAGUAUCAGGAGUAACAGGCGUAUUUCGAAUGCUCAUAUAUUGCGGUGCGAUGCAAAAAUGAAAAAGAAAAAAAAAACUAUGAAUAUUUAUAAAUUUUACAGAUUACUUUGAUUUUGUUAAGUUUAUAAUUACGAUAAAUAUUGUACUGGGGCGUGAAAAGCGUAACUAUCGUAAUGUUUGAGUUAUAUACGGACCAACACUUUUAGCUGUGAUGAACGCAUAGAUUUACAUUAUUAUAUACGAUCUGAAUUCAACUAACCUAAUGAGAAUUUUGCAAAUGAAAACGAGAUUUAUAUAUGAUAUAAUGAAUAAAUAUAUAUUUAUGCAAGUGCUAAUGUUAAUCCCGAAGAUGUAAAAAAAACGAAAUAAACAUAUAUGUUACCGAAGCGAA
Messenger RNA from Trichogramma pretiosum, 2737 nucleotides. RefSeq lists its product as uncharacterized. The transcript is spliced from 4 exons. NCBI's taxonomy places the organism in Eukaryota, Metazoa, Arthropoda, Insecta, Hymenoptera, Trichogrammatidae. The coding region runs from base 788 to 1864 and encodes 358 amino acids. The record is from RefSeq and is a predicted model, not a curated record.